UCCAACCUGAAAAUUUUCUCCCUUUUUUUCUGUCUCAUUUGAUAUUUCUCCAAUGUUUUCUUGGAUGAAAAGCGAACAGGGAGGCGCCAUGGUGGCUGAUCCUUCUGGCUUUCACCGGCCCAGAUUCGGAGCUCUGUUGCACUCCGAUCGGACGUCCUUUUGCUCCAGCAACUACGACGGCGAGGAUUCAACUUCGAGCCCGAUGAACUACGCCGACAGCACCACCACGAGCAACGCCAGUUCUCCUUACUUGAUGUCUCCGUGGAAUCCGGUGGCCUCGCCGUACAAUAAAUCUCCCUGGUUGUUGUCGUCGCCGAUACAUGAUAAUACCUACGGCGACGGUAACGACGGGCACCAGCAAAAUAGCCUCAUCAAGUCACUCGUCCGCGAGGAGGGUAACAUAUAUUCUCUGGCGGUAUCUGCGGAUUUUUUAUACACGGGAACCGAUAGCAAAAACAUCAGAGUCUGGAAGAAUCUCAGGAGCCAUGGGGGCUUCAAAUCGAGCAGUGGAUUAGUGAAAGCCAUUGUUAUCUCCGGCGACAAAAUCUUCACCGGCCACCAAGACGGUAAAAUCAGAGUUUGGAAGAGUUCGCAGAAAUUCUCUGGCUAUCAUAAACGCAUUGGAACCUUGCCCACCUUCAAGGACUAUGUCAAAAACUCGACGAAUCCGAAGAACUACGUGAAAAUCCGGAGGCACAAAAAAACGCUGAGAAUCAAACAUUUCGACGCUAUUUCGAGCAUGACUUUGGACGAAAACCAAGAGUUCUUAUACUCGUGUUCGUGGGAUAAAACCUUGAAAGUGUGGCGAUUGUCGGAUUUCAAAUGCUUGGAAUCUAUCCAGGCACAUGAUGACGCUGUGAACUCGGUGGUGGCAGGGUUCCAGUGCUUCGUCUUCACCGGUUCGGCGGACGGGACGGUGAAGAUGUGGAGGAGAGAGACGACGUGGGAGGGGAAGACGAGGCACGUCCUCGAUCGGAUUCUGUUGAAGCAGGAUAACGCCGUAACAGCUUUGGCGGUGAACAGCUGGUCGACGGUUUUAUAUUGCGGCUCAUCGGAUGGGGUGGUUAACCUUUGGGAACGGUUUCCUAAGAACAACCUGAGGCACGGCGGUAUGCUGAGAGGCCACAAGCUGGCGGUGCUGUGCUUAGCCGCCGGGAAGAACCUGGUGUUCAGCGGGUCGGCGGAUAAGAACGUUUGCGUGUGGAAAAGGGAGGUGAACGGGUCCCACACUUGCCUUUCGGUUCUGACGGGUCACACCGGACCCGUAAAAUGCAUAGCUGCAGAACAAGAUCAAGAACAAGAAGAAAUUUACAAACAGCACAGGUGGACGGUUUACACGGGGAGCUUGGACAAGUCCGUGAAGGUGUGGCGCGUGUACUCACGCUCCGGAGACACCAGGCGUGGGAAGUAACACGCACGCUCGGAAGAUCCCAACAGCGGAGAAAGGGAGCUUUCCACCGCCUGUAAUAGGCGGAAGGAAGGGGAACGAAAGCAGGAUGCGUUCGUGUGUGUGAAAAUGGAUGAGGAGGAUGACGAAUAGUGACGCUCGUCGAAUGGCGGUGGCGAGCACGCGGGAAUCUAGAUGGGGCGGUGUGGUGGGUAAGUGGGCCUCAAGUGAAAAUUUCGUGGGCUGUGACUGGGAGGAAACGAGGCAAGUUACACCCAGCAACAUUAAUGGGAAAAGGACUAAUAGGAACCUGACACGUAGGAGACACCGUAAAGAAAAACACAUUAGAGACACGCACACGCUGGCGUGACGCAGAAGAAUGACAUUUUGUAGGGUUUCAAAGUUCUGGGUUUAGAGAAGA
Neltuma alba is the source of this 1808-nucleotide messenger RNA. Its product is annotated as protein JINGUBANG-like. Bases 53 to 1411 code for a protein of 452 amino acids. Gene Ontology annotation, molecular function: protein binding. The transcript has a single exon. The record is from RefSeq and is a predicted model, not a curated record. NCBI's taxonomy places the organism in Eukaryota, Viridiplantae, Streptophyta, Magnoliopsida, Fabales, Fabaceae.